Molecule: messenger RNA, 2733 nt
Organism: Moesziomyces aphidis
Lineage: Eukaryota; Fungi; Basidiomycota; Ustilaginomycetes; Ustilaginales; Ustilaginaceae
Source: the annotation of a GenBank genome assembly
AUGACUGGCCGAUUUGCACCCGCUCGCGGCGACGUGCUGUCGCUUUCGUCCUCGAUCACCAUGGUCGACGGCCGCACCAUGCCUCGAUUCGGUAUUGGAGCCUGGGACAUGCGGGGCGCCGAGUGUCGCACUGCGCUCCAGCAUGCCUUUCGUGCAGGCUAUCGACACGUCGAUUCGGCGCGAUACUAUCGGAACGAGGCUGAAUGUGGGGCGUCGAUUCGGGAGUGUGGCAUUGCUCGAUCCGAGAUCUUUGCCACCACCAAGAUCUACCUCAACGACAUGGGUGGUGGUGCCAAGACCCGUUCUGCCGUCGAGGACAGUUUGGCCAAAUGGGGGCUCGACUAUAUCGACCUCGUGCUGCUGCAUGCUCCCGACGGAGGCAAGCGCUUCCGUCUCGAUUCAUGGGCCACGCUGACCGAGCUAGUCCAAGAGGGCCGCAUCCGCAGCCUCGGCGUCAGCAACUUUGGAGCACACCACAUCAAGGAGCUUCUCGACAGCAAUCCGGCGGUGCGACCGGUGUGCAACCAGAUCGAGUGCCAUCCAUUCUUUGCACAGAAGGACCUCAGAGCCGCGUGCGAAAAGGAAGGCAUUAUCGUGCAAGCGUACUGCCCGCUGGCAAGGGGCCGGUACUACGGCGACAAGACGCUCAAAAAAGUCGCCGACGAGACGGGCAAGACCGAGGCGCAGGUGAUGCUCCGAUGGCUCAUCCAGCACGGCAUCGUCGCUCUGCCCAAGAGCAGCAACCCGCAACGCCAAGUGGAAAACGCCAACAGCUUGAAGUUUGAGCUCUCGGACGAGCAGAUGGAAGAGGUCGGAGAGCGAGGUGGCGGCGAAAACGCGAGCCGAGCAUGCAAAAGUAACACUUCCGCACCGUAUCCUCAGCCUCCACUCUCUCUUCCCGUCUCUCCUCAUCAUUCUGACCCUCUCGAGCCUACUCUACUGCAACCAACACGCGCUGCUGACUCUUCCUUCACGCCCAUACGAAAGCAGAAGCUUAAAAGGAUGCCCUUUCUCGGGCCCGAAGCAUCCACCUCGAUCUCCUGGAACGGCAUCGUGGACGCCGCUACCCACACCACACCAUCCACCGCCACGACCGACGCUUUGCCAGGCGCAGCAACGUGGCCUCCCUCGGCUGCAUCUCUAUCCACCGCACAAUCGCACAUGGACAGCUCGGCACCCGUGGGCAUCGCCGAGAUCAACCUCGUCUCCUCGCCGCCCACCAGCCAUGCCACAUCGCCACUCCGCCCUUCGGCACGCAACAAUCUCCCCAGUCCGUCCGAACUGAGAGCGGGCUCCAAAGCUGCAUUCUCGGCUGCCACGGCGGCGAGGCUUGAAAGCGCCUUUGUGGCAAAUAGCGAUCCCGAGGACGGGGGCGAAAUCGAAGCCGACGGAGCAGAUACGCCGAGAGACCGCUCCGGGUCGCCGGAACAAGAACAAGUGCCGGAAAGUACGGUGUACGUGCAGCUGCCUGCGUCGUCUCCCUCCAUGGCGGUGCACAGCGGCAGCGCCUCGCGCAGAAAGAGCAAGGGCGCAAGCGGAUCGGAUAGCCCAAAGCGCCGACGACGCGGCUCGAAAUCGUCCGAGGCCUCGCAGCCUGGCGCUUCCAGUGUAGUGGACGAUGCUGCGCUUGCGGCGCAGCUCGCAGCGCAGGAAGCAGCGCUCGCGCGCCGUCGUCCCACGCGCGGCAGCCGCAAGGACGUGAGCUACAGCCCCGUGUGCGACCUCGACGGCAAGCCGCUGCGGAGCAAGCAGGGCGCUGCUGCAGCGCCAGCCAGCUCGUCGGCUUCGACUUCGAAGGACAAGCUCAAAUCAAAGAAGACGCCCACGCCGCGCAAGGUCAGUGGAAAGCGUCGGUCGCGCGUCUUUUCGGAUGACGAGGAUGAAGAUGAGCAUGCGGAUGCUGGUUCGAGUGGGGCAGCUCCCGCGAAAGCGUCGGCGGCAGAGGAGGAGCAGCACGAUGCGGAUCUGACAGACGAGGACGUCGGCUUCCAGGCGCGCGACAGGAAGAAGCCGAGGAAGAGCAAGCGCGGCGGAGCGGAGGAAGCGCAAGAGCCCGACGCGGCUCGAGCAGAAGCGUCGACGCGCGGAUCCAAAGGCAAACCCCGUCGACGUCGGGACGAGGACGAAGAGGAGGUGCACACCGAUGCAUCCGGCGGCGGUGGGGAUGACGGCAUCCUCACGCCUCCCGCACCCGCCUCGCCGCGUCAGUCUGGCAAACGCAACGCGUCUCCGAAAGUGCAAGCCGCAGAGCCAGCCGCCAAGUCUCCAGCCAGUGACAGCCAAGUGUCCAAGAGGCAGAGUGGGGCCGAAGACGAGCAAGAGAAUGGGGACUUGGCUGCUUCGCCACGUGCAUCGGCAGCUUCGGCGGAAGCGAGUGCGUCUAGGCGCACAACGCCCGCCACGGUGGCGAUCAAACGCGUAGGCACCACCUCCUCACCCGGCGGCUCACCCAGCGCGCGCUCGUUCUUCGGCAAGCCGCUCACAUCGCUUCUGACGGGCACGGUGCGUCGGCCGGGCCUCACGCGCAAGACCAACAUCCCGUCUCUCCUCGCGCACCGCACGGCACCCAAGCCGCCCGCACCCAAGCUGGCGGUGUCGAAGCGGCGGAUGCAGGACGACGACUACGAGUACGACGCGGCGUACGAGGCGCUCAUCGCCAAGCCCGAACCGGGAUCCGACGACGAGGACGAAGCGGCUGAAGACCAAGUGGAGCAUGAAGGAGAGUACGAUUGA